Molecule: messenger RNA, 1950 nt
Organism: Gracilinanus agilis (Agile Gracile Mouse Opossum)
Lineage: Eukaryota; Metazoa; Chordata; Mammalia; Didelphimorphia; Didelphidae
Gene: TMUB1
Product: transmembrane and ubiquitin like domain containing 1
Exons: 2
Coding region: 502-1239 (245 amino acids)
Molecular function (GO): protein binding
Source: RefSeq, a predicted model, not a curated record
UUUGUCUAGAGGUGAAUUUGAGGACUUUGGGCAACAGGAGUUAAGGUUCUGCAGUUGAUGGGAGUAAGGUAUCAAGUCAAAUGUAGAAGUUUUUAGCAGACAAAAGAAUAGAACUAGUGUUUCAGUAAUGGGGGGGUGGAUAUAGAGGGGGCUUUAAGAUGCAGAGAAGCUGAGGGCAAUAAAUUAGGAAUUGGGUUUGGUGAUUCCUUGGAGCCUUGCAUGAAAUAAAGUUUGGUGACCUCAGAAGAUGGAGAGGCCCAAUGGUGGGAUUUGAGGUUUGGUGAUGAAAGGUCAGGUGUAGAAGACAGCAGUGCUGAAGUACCAAUUUGGAGCUUAGAGAUGGGGAGUAGAGAGGUAGGUCUAAGGACUUUAGGAAAAAAUUAGGAAUUGAGGAUUGCUGUGAAGCUGGAGUUACUGAUGAAAUAAAGGUUUUCAGUAGGUCAGUCUCUCACUGGUCUCUUUAUGUCCUCAUAGCUCAGUAGCCUGGUCUAGGCAGGUGCCAUGGCCCUGAUUGAGGGGGUGGGGGACGAGGUGACUGUCCUUUUUGGGGCACUCCUCUGUCUCCUGGUGCUGGGCCUGGCCUGGAUCUCCACACACACCUCAGAACAAGGCGAUCUGCUGCCCCCGGACUCAGGGACCCCCUCCCCAACACAGUCCAGAGAGGCUGCAGUAGCCACAGCCAGCAACAACCAGGAUGCUUCAGGAUCUGAGGCUCCCACUCUGAGACACCGAGUACCAAGCUUACAGUCAGAGCCUGGCAGAGUGUCCCCUGAAGCACCACCCCCCAGCUCUCAGCCAGGACCCUUGGUGCUUAGGCUGAAGUUUCUCAACGAAUCAGAGCAGGUGGCUAGAGCCUGGCCCCAAGAUACCAUUGGCUCUUUGAAAAGGACCCAGUUUCCAGGCCAGGAACACCUAGUUCGGCUCAUCUACCAAGGGCAGCUUCUAGGAGACGAUGCCCAGACCCUGGGCUCCCUUCACCUCCCCCCCAACUGCGUUCUCCACUGCCACAUUGCCCCGAGAGACGGUCCCCAACACCUCGGCUGCCCACCAGGGUCAGAGACAGACCCCUCGGGGUUGGGGGUGGGCAAUCUGCUGCUCCCCCUGCUGCUUCUCAUGCUGACACUGCUUUGGUACUGCCAGAUCCAGUACCGACCUUUCUUUCCCCCAACCGCCACGCUGGGCCUGGCCGGCCUCACCCUGCUGGUCAGUCUCCUGGCCUUUGCAAUGUACCGCCGCUAGUGCCUGCCCGAGCGCAGGGCCAAAGCCACCCUGGAUCCCGUUCUCCUGGGCACAGUGGGGGCUGCUGCCUCCCUAGGCCUGCAGCUCGCCCAUGUCUCUUUCCCCUGCCUUGGAGCCCAGCUCUACGGAGGGAGCUUCGAGGGUCCUCGGAACCCUCCCCGUGUGACCAGCACUGCUCCCGGCUGGCUCAUGGGACCGCUGGAGCUCACCCUCCACUGACAGCAGCCUCCUCCCAGCCGGGCAGCUGUUGCCCCUGCCUGGGGGUGCAGGGCCCGCCCAAGGCUUUGGGCCCCCAGAACGCCAGGCCCACCCAUUCGCCUUGAGUGCUGCCAAUGGCCCCCAGAGCAGCUCUGCAAGAGUCCUGGGGCUUGCUGGCAGGACUGAGCUGCCCUGGUUCUUUGGAUAGACUUUUCCGACUGAAAGCAAAAAUGUGAACGUAACUUUGCGGGUUGUGAGUGUACUAGAGUGGAGGAGCUCAGCUCCCGGGACCCUGAGGACCCCGUGGCCCCCUGUAGCCGGACAGCCCGGGGAAGGAAGGGAGCCCCUUGGCCCCAUUCCCUGCGCAAACAUUGAGCAGCUGUGCCCCCGGGGGCGGGUAACCUGCCCCUGGGCCUCAGUUUUUCCCCCAUGUAAGAGGGGAUAAGACUAGUUGCACUACCUACCUCACAGGGCUGUUGUGAGGGAAGCGCUAUAUAAAAAGCUGUUACUCCA